Cylicocyclus nassatus is the source of this 2763-nucleotide messenger RNA. NCBI's taxonomy places the organism in Eukaryota, Metazoa, Nematoda, Chromadorea, Rhabditida, Strongylidae. The record is from the annotation of a GenBank genome assembly.
AUGGUGGAAUUUAUUGCUAGUAUAAGAAUGACUGUUGAGGAUGAAACUUUACGUCCUGUCAGCGCUCCAAUCACAACAAUCGCUUCGCUGCCGCAGCGCGGCUGCUUCAAGGGGCUCCUGCUGCUCUCGACAGUUGUUCUCUACCCUUUUCCCUCGGAAAUCCAUCUGAACUACCAUUCACGUCUCCACUUCUGGAAUAGUCGUAUAUUAAGCAGCUAUCAAGCAGUUACCACUCCCAAUAUGACAGCGGACGAAGAUCUGCUGGUUUUUGGAUAUGCGUCACGGAUAUAUCCGCAGGAUGAUCGCGCGGAGUACAUCGCUGAGGAACGCCACUUGAUCGAGUCACCGUACGAUCCUGCAAUAAGACUCGAUAGGUACGAUUGUCGUUUGCUGCUGCCUGUCGGGUGUGAUGUCUUUGCAUCGUCUUGCGCAGAGGAGUCGGAGUCUUGUCCCACUGAAGAUAUGGAAGAAGAGAUGUGCGACGAGGAGCGCUAUCGUGACUUGAAUAGCUCAGUGGAGCAAAAAAUAAAAGAGGAAGAAGAGGCCCGGCCGAAGAAAGCUGAAAUUGCGUUUGAUUAUGGGACAAGUGGUGCCAGCGGUAAUGGUGAUGCGGGAGCAGCUGCCGAAGAUAGUGAUAGUGAAACGGAGCCCUUCGAACCUCCUGCCGGCAUAAAAUUACCUAUGGGAUUGGCAUUGCCGGAAAAUCAAAAACAGAACCACAUAAUCGAGCGUACCGCAUUAUUUGUUGUUACAAAAGGGCCACAGAUGGAAAUAGUGAUCAAAGCCAAGCAGAGGAAUAAUACCGAGCAGUUCGGAUUUCUGGAGUUUGAUAAUGUUCUCCAUCCGUACUAUAAGUAUCUGUCAAAGCUUAUCCGGGAAAAGAAGUAUACACCGAAUUUUUCCAAACGAACGAAAGACAGUAAGGAUCAGACGUCGGAACCAUCCACUUCUGAAACAAACGGCGCCAAAAAAUCUAAUGCGCUCACCGCGCUUGCUGAAGAAAGCAACAGCGACUCUGAUUCUGAUUAUGAACUUCACCCUUCUCUUUUGUCGAGUUAUCGAAAACGCAGCCGAAGUCCCGAUGUCAUGGAUACUGCUGACAAUGCAGCCGGACCAAGACGGCGGCCUGCGUCACCAUCACCUCCACCGUUGACUGUCCAUCGUUCCGACUAUGAUAUGAGCAAGAGUAACGACAUCUAUGCCUCUUUGUACAAGAGCCUCAAAAUGGUGUCCACCGAAAAAGAGGUAGCUGAAAAGCGGAAGCAAGAACAGCAAGAGAUCGAGGAGCAGAUUGCAGCAUCUGCUCCACCCCCUCCUGACGAGGAAUAUCGUGCUUGGUGGUUGUCAUUCUAUGGGACACCUUGUCCAUAUUCUUGUCCACAGCCAAUGGUUCCUCCACCACCAGAUCUUCAACCUGUUAUUGCUAGCUACGCUGAGUUCGUGGCUCGCCAUGGUGCUGACGCCGAGUUAGAGCUAAGAGAUCGCGUCGAUCUACAGCUUCAUUUUAUGCAUCCUAACAGUCAUCACUUUUCAUACUAUCAGCACCUUGUCCGUAUGUGUCAAUGGGAGCUUCAUCAGAAGAUGAUGGAGGAAUCUUCAGCAUAUGAACAGGCUGCAGGUGACGUCGAUCCUGAUGGCGAGAACGCAGAUGGAGCUGAUGCUCCUACUGUCCCACCAAAUGCACUAAGCAUCGCCGAAGCUACAGCGCAGGCGCUGAACAGAAGACAAAGAAGAAGAUUGCAAGAUGCAUUACGUGUACCUGUGGCACAGCCAGUAGGUAUUGUAGAUCCAGUCGCUUCGUUAGGAGAUGGAAGUUUACCGAAAGUGAGCUCUUCGCCAGCGCUACUAUCGUCGGUUUCCCACCCAUCUCUUCAAGUUGAGGGAGUUGAUGCAAGUGUGACAAACAACGAUACCUUCACCGCACCGAAAUCUUUCCCUGUUUCGUUCUCGCUUGCGCCAGUGGUUUCAAGCAAGGAUGAGAUCCCAGGAGCUGCACCCAGUAUGGCAGUAAUGGAAGGCCCCGGCAGUCCAGCUUUAGUUGAUCCACGCACUCUUUCACCUCUCUCCGUUCCCUCUAUGCAGCCGACAACCUCAAAUGUUGGACUUAUUCUGCCUCCACCCGUCCCUCCAAACAUUCCCAGUAAUACACAGCUGGAUAGGAAGGAAAAGGCGCGCAUUUUCAUGGAACGUUUGUUGAAUGAAAAACGUGUGAAAAAGCUGAAGGAGCAAGAGGAAGCGCGAAUCAGAGAAUUGGAGGCUCAGAAGGCUGAGAUUGAACGGCAACUAGCUGAAGAAGAAACGAAACGAAAGAAGACUUCGCUCGAGAUGGUAGAUAAACUUAUUAAUCGUCGAAUUGGAGCUCUUCUUGGAACUGCAACAGAAACAAAGAAAGUAGAAGAAAAGCAGAAGCUGAAAAUACCAGCCAGAUUGAGUGAUGACGAAGCGCAAGCAGACCGUGACGAUAUGAGAAAGAAAAGGAAGAAGGAGAAGUCAAAAAAGCACAAACAUAAGAAGUCACGAAGCCGUUCACGUGAUCGUAGUCGGGAUAGAGAAAGAGAACGACGAAGACGGCGGCGGUCCAGCGAUUCAAGUAGUGAUGAAAGGGAUUCAUCAAAGAAACGUCGAAAGGAGAGAAGGUGAUAAAUAGCUUCUAGAUCUGGUUGUUUCUUUCGGGGUUGAACAUGUUGACAGGUCUUUCUUCUAUGAAAUUGUUUUUGUUUGUGAUGUUUUUCGAUUGUAAAAUCUCAGUAAAUGUUAUUUUAU